CCCCUGACCAUGUGACCCACUCGCCCAAUCUCACUAGGCCUCGUUCCACCUUCCUCUCCUUUCUUACGUUGUCUUCUUCCUUUUCCAUCCUUACCCCUCUCUAUUAUUGACGUCUCCUCUUUUUUUCUUUGACACCUUCUGUGAACGUCUGAGUGGGUGUGUAGCUUCUGAGGAGAGGAUUCUGGGUAUUUUUGGAUGCUGUUGAGUGUUGCGAGCCGUAGAAUGCGCAUGACGUACGUGCGUGAAUUUCUGCCCGUUUCAGAAUGAGGUCUAGUGAAAGCAUUUGUCCUCUAAUCCCUCUCUUCCAUCCCCUGGGGAAACCCCCCCACCCCACGACACCGCUUUCCCCCCCGCCCCUCGGCCUCAUGCUCCAGGAGGAGCUGGUGCUCGCUGCUCUGAGGAUAGAGGCCCUGCAGGUAGCCCAAAAAAUCUCCCAGACCACCCUGCCCACUGUAACCACGGAGCACCAGAGGGAGGCUUCAUCCCCAGUGGAAAGCGCUGUCACAAAGAGCACCCUGUAUUCCCGGACUGGGUACAGCGAAGAGGAUGAGAACCCGUACAUGCCCCGGGACCUUGACCACUCCCUGGGUAUCGCACGUGAGGAGAUUGUUGCCAAGGAGAAGGAGGCGGCUGAGUGGCAGAGGAAGUACGAGGAGAGCAGACAGGAAGUUGUGGAAAUGAGGCGAGUUUCUGCUUUCAAUCGAGGUGGCUUUGUCAACCACCCCAAUUGUCUCAUUACUACUGAUACGACUUUCGUGCAGACAUCUGUAAGCAGACACGGAGAAGGUGUCUGCAUUCAAACACCACUUAGGCGGGAAGCCAAGGCCAAAAAGCUGAGCCAAUAAAAAGAAAAAGCCACUUUGAAUAAGAGCCACCAACGCCAGAGGAGAUUUGGCAGCAAGGGGUUGUGCCAGUUAGCGCAAAUCAUUCAUGAAGGGGAUUCUGGGAUGUGACAGGGCCUUAGCUCUGUAUAAAAGAUGAGUCACUGCCAUUGCAGACAGUGUGCAUCAUUUAUAUUCCUGCAAUAUUUUCAACAGCAUAUAGUCACAAUGAUGUUGUGAGAAAGUCUGGAGAUAGUUAUGGUUUGUACGAUGAGUUACAGGUUAAUUCAAAGCAUCUAGGCUUCAUGUUCGCCUUGAGAGGUGGGGGUAACGCUGCGACCGAGUAUAGCGAUAAUAAGUUCCCAAAGGCCCUCUAAUGGAUAGAGAUUAAAACAAGAGAUUCGGAGAGGAACUUCAGCCAUCUUCUGUCAUCCCCAGCGCUGGCUU
Molecule: messenger RNA, 1268 nt
Organism: Paramormyrops kingsleyae
Lineage: Eukaryota; Metazoa; Chordata; Actinopteri; Osteoglossiformes; Mormyridae
Source: RefSeq, a predicted model, not a curated record